UCACCAGACAUGAACGGGUCAUCCAGUUCUGUGCCUGAUCAAAAUUCGCUGCUGGUAACCGUCAGUGGCCGAGAGCGGUGACAGCUGCACAUUUAGUCCUCUGCUCUGCACCCACUACAAUCGCCAAAAUGUUCGAGGAAGCCAGUGAAGUGUUUGACAACAUGUUUAAAUCGUCGUUUCCCCUCACCUUCAUAGUGUUUAUCCCCGCGGUGCUGAUCCUGGUGUCUCCGCUCCCGGCCGAGGCGGCUCAUGAGUUCACGGUGUACCGCAUGCAGCAGUACGACCUCCAGGGACAGGCGUACGGCACCAGGAACGCCAUCCUGAAUACGGAGGCGCGUACUGUGGAGGCAGAGGUACUAAGUCGCCGCUGUGUCAUCAUGCGUCUGGCAGAUUUCUCCUACGACAAGUACCAGAAAGCCCUGCGCCAGUCGGCCGGCGCGGUGGUCAUCAUCCUGCCCAAGAACAUGUCGGCCAUGCCGCAGGACAUAGUGCAGCAGUUCAUGGAGCUGGAGCCGGAGAUGCUGGCCACCGAGACCAUCGUCCCCGUCUACUUUGCCGAGGAGGACAAUGAGCUGCUGUCCAUCUACACCCAAACCCUCACAUCCUCGUCCUCCCAGGGCUCCCUGUCUGCAGCCGAAGUACUGCUGCACACAGCCACAGCAAAUGGCUUUCAGAUGGUGACCAGUGGAGCGCAGAGCAAAGCCAUCAGUGACUGGGCCAUCACCAGUUUGGAGGGCCGUCUGACUGGAGUUGGAGGGGAGGACCUCCCCACUAUCGUGGUGGUGGCCCAUUAUGACACUUUUGGUGUUGCUCCGUGGCUGUCGUAUGGCGCAGACUCGAACGGCAGUGGUGUGUCUAUGUUAUUGGAGCUGGCUCGUCUCUUCUCCAAGCUCUACACCUAUAAGAGGACGCACGCUGCGUACAACCUGCUGUUCUUCGUGUCUGGCGGAGGGAAGUUUAACUACCAGGGCACCAAGCGUUGGCUGGAGGACAACUUGGACCAUACAGACUCCAGUUUGCUGCAGGACAACGUGGCCUUUGUGUUGUGUCUGGACACUCUGGGGAACGGGGACUCCCUCUACCUUCAUGUGUCCAAACCACCGAAAGAGGGAACCCCUCAGUAUUCUCUUCUCAAAGAACUGGAGACGGUGGUCGCGAGUCAACACCCUGAAGUCAAGUUCUCCAUGGUCCACAAGAAAAUCAACCUGGCCGAGGACAUGCUGGCCUGGGAGCACGAGCGCUUCGGGAUCCGCCGGCUGCCGGCCUUCACGCUGUCCCACCUGCCCUCGCACCGCUCGGCGCAGCGCUCCAGCAUCAUGGACGUGCGGUCAGUGUCCCCCUCCUCUCGCCAUGGAGCGGGAGAGCCCCCUGCUGGACCUCAUGUAGACGUGGACAAGCUCAGCAGGAACACCAAGGUGGUAGCUGAGGCUCUGGCGAGGGUUAUCUACAACCUCACGGAAAAAGGAGCUGCUGGAGACCUCCAGAUUUUCACAGAACAAAUGCAGGUCCAGGAGGAGCAUCUGUCGGCCGUGGUCGACUGGCUCACGGCGCAGCCUCGGGCCGCUCAGCUGGUGGACAAAGACAGCAGCGUCGUCUCCACGCUGGAGUACCACCUCAGCCACUACCUCAAGGACGUCAAAAGGCACUACGUCAAAGCUGACAAAAGGGACCCAGAGUUUGUGUUCUACGAUCAGCUGAAGCAGACUAUGAACGCCUACAGGGUGAAACCGGCUAUUUUCGACCUGUUACUGGCUUUCUGCAUUGCAGCCUACUUAGGGAUGAUGUAUCUGGCUAUCCAGAACUUUGGACUCCUCUACAGCGUUGUCCGAAGAAUCACCCUGCCCAAAGCCAAGGUCCACUGAGGGUUCCUGGUUUCAAGUCCUUACCGUUACCUCGACCCUCAAACCCAGACACUCUAGCCAGUAAGAACGCAGAAGCUGGACCGGACUGCUGUUCUGACCAGGACCAGAGACGGUCACUUCCAUUUCCUUCACCCGGAUGCACAAACUAUGAUGUCAGAUCCUGUCUUGCUGCCAACCUUGUCCUGGUCUCAAGGACCACGAUAUUCAGGAGUCGUGCUUUGAGAUGUUAACAGCUUCUUGUUGUUGUUGUUGUUUUUCUGUGUUGACCUUUUUUAUUUCCCCCGCCUCUCAGUACUCGUGGAGCCAAACUGAUGUGUGUCGUUUUAGGCAGCUAGAAACUGAUCACAGAGUUAAGUCUUGAGUUUGUUUUUUUUCAAGAACGGUGAUCACAGGCCUGUUUAAACAGAAAGAUGCAAAGUUUUCGUUCAAGGUCGAGCUCACAAAUGCUUUAGAGGUGUUCUCUAAACACAUAACUAUUGUUCUUUGUACAAAAAAAUCCUUUUUCUGCUUCAAAAAAUUCCCCAAAAGGUAUCAAAUUUGUAACGAGAGGCUCAAUUACCAAGCGUUGAGUUUCUCAAAUCGAUAAUAUCUAAUUGCCUUCGAGGUUUUUGUGCCAAUUUAACCUGCAUGUGUAGCCUGUCUCCACUAAUUUAAUUCCUGCAGUGUUGACGGCGGCGUUCUGCUGGAGGUGAGUUUGAACAAGAGGAACGAUCAAAAUAAUCAAGAACACCUUCAGAUUUGUAUUUUGUUUUUUUUGAGCAUGUAAAUGUCUCAAGGCUAUAUAAAAAAAACACAACUCCUCAGAAAUACUGUUUACAGGAAAGACGAUCUAUCUGUGAAAUGUGAAGAUGUUUCUAGACCUUUUUUAUUUCCCCCCCUACCACCUGGUGGCUUGUGCAAGUUUCCCCUAAUAAACUAAUUGUGCAUUUCCUUUUCUUGAUUCUGCCAUAAACCUUUUUUUUUUUUUUUUUUUUUUUUUUUACUUUCAUGUUGCUGUGUGAGUUUCUAUGAAAUAUUUUUUGCUUCUUGAAUGAUUUCUUCCCUCGAUUAAAGUGAUCUUUUGUUAAAUCAUGAUUUGGAGGUUAUGAGAAGGAUCGUGAUUUCUUACCAUAUCAGAGCAUGCGUGUGGUGGGAGUGUGCGUAAACCUCCUAAAUCACAUUUAUCUUUAGAAAUUAAUGAUUUGAUUUGGACUUUCUUUUUUUCCCCAGAGUAAGAAGUUUAAUAUAAAACACUGGACUUUAUUAAAAAUGGGUAGUAAUCAGAUAAAUGAGGCAGAAAUGCCCCCAAAUAGUUAAUUCUACAGUUUUGCCUUUUCUUGUUUUGUGUGUUUAUCUGCGUCGUUUACCUGUUUUCUUUGAGUUUCUGCAUGACCCAUGAUAAUAAUUACAGGACUUUUUUUUUUUUUAACUUACCGACAGAUGAAAAGCUGUGGUACAAAAUGAAAUCUUAAUUUAUUGGAGCAGUUUUUGUCUGUGCACUGAAAUGAACUUUCCUCUGCAGCCUGUUUCACAUCAUCUGUGACACUCGAUCUUUGCAAUGGAAAAUUAUUGUGAUUUAAAAAUUAAAUGACAAUGGGACUUA
Molecule: messenger RNA, 3444 nt
Organism: Fundulus heteroclitus (mummichog)
Lineage: Eukaryota; Metazoa; Chordata; Actinopteri; Cyprinodontiformes; Fundulidae
Gene: ncln
Product: nicalin
Exons: 15
Coding region: 129-1862 (577 amino acids)
Biological process (GO): regulation of signal transduction
Cellular component (GO): endoplasmic reticulum membrane
Source: RefSeq, a predicted model, not a curated record